Messenger RNA from Atta colombica, 1270 nucleotides. RefSeq names its product protein big brother-like. The coding region runs from base 96 to 878 and encodes 260 amino acids. Gene Ontology annotation, molecular function: transcription coactivator activity; sequence-specific DNA binding. The record is from RefSeq and is a predicted model, not a curated record. Gene Ontology annotation, biological process: regulation of transcription by RNA polymerase II. Gene Ontology annotation, cellular component: core-binding factor complex; nucleus. The transcript is spliced from 3 exons. NCBI's taxonomy places the organism in Eukaryota, Metazoa, Arthropoda, Insecta, Hymenoptera, Formicidae.
GUGUCGUACAGUCCAGUCGACCUCGGUGACAUCCGCGAGGAGGACGAGGAGAUAGUGUCGUCCAAGAGGUCCGGUACAAAUCCGCGGCGUCGAAGAUGAUGCACGCAAUGAGCGAGCAUGCAGGGGUGGGUGUGUUGCCGUUCGACGGAAUGGGCCUGUACGAACAGCCGCGGCCACCCCGGCUUGUCUUCAAGAUGCCGCGCGUUGUGCCCGAUCAGAAAGCCAAGUUUGAGAGCGACGAGCUGUUCAGAAGGUUGAGUCGCGAAAGUGAGGUAAGAUACACUGGUUAUAGAGAUCGGCCGAUCGAAGAACGUCAAGUACGUUUCCAAAAUGGCUGUCGGGAAGGCCACACAGAAAUCGCAUUUGCGGCAACAGGCACCAACCUCCAGCUUGUUUUCGGCAACGCAUCUGGAAACUACCCUGUCGAUCCCAAUGACUGUGAUUUUGAUAAGGAACACGGCAAGGUACACCUGCGCUCACAUUUGAUCAUGAACGGCGUGUGCGUGAGGUGGCGGGGUUGGAUCGACCUGGAGCGACUGGACGGCGUCGGCUGCCUCGAGUACGACGAGGAACACGCCGCUGAAGAGGACGCGUUGUUACGUGAUCAGCUCGAACGUUACAAUCAACGACUGCGCGAUUUCGAAGAGAAACAACGUACCUAUCGGAGUGGACCAGCGUCGGCUGCACAACCGCCGCAUCUUAAUCAUCACUAUCAUCACGACACACACCAUGCGACCAGCCACCAUCAUCAUCAUCACGGCCACCAUAGCCGGCACGUGGGUGGUGCAGGUGCCACCGGUGCCACCGCGACUGGUAUCGAGCCUCACUUGCCUCACCGCCAGGAUCCCGAGAUGGAAGUGCGAUUGCGAGCCUUCUGAGAUCCGCGCAGAUCCUCUGAUUGUUCCCGAUGAUGGUAAACGACGAAAAACCUCUUGACGAUAAGUCUCUUUUGAUCUCGGUCUCUUGAAGUGACUCCUUUAACGCGAAAUUGCGAUUUUUUUUUUUUUAAACGAUACCGAUAUUGAUGCCCAACUUCCUCACCUGUUCUGCAACGUGAACGAGCGUGUCGCGUCUGAUCUGUAACGAAAAGAUUAUUAAUCAAAUUUAGGUGAUAGAAUUGUUGAAGGAAAAUAAUCUUUUCGUUACAGUUCUCGCUAUUAAUCUAUAUUACACAAACAAGUGUGCAGCAAUCAUAAACCUGUUACAUAUGGAUUGGCAAUACAAACAAGAUUGUGUUCGUACUUCUUUCCUUACAUUAUGUUCAGAAACA